AUGGCCAUAUUGGCAUUGCCUACCGAGAUCAUUUCUCAUAUCUUCACUCAUCUUGACGAUCGACAUGUCUUCGCCGCACGUCUGAGCAGCAAGGUGCUCGAAGAAGCAUCGUUCAGCCACUUUGGCAAGCGGUUUUUCCGCAAAAAAGGCUUCAUGAUCACCACUGCCAGUCUAGAUGUAUUCCAGCAAGUCUCGCAGCAUCGAGGCCUUCAGAAACAUGUCCAGCAUAUUUGGUUCAAUCCAGACUGCUACACAUUCGCUCGUCCCGCCUGUGCUCCAGACGACGAAGACUCCGAUACGGACUCCGCAGGCGGCCUCGUCACACCCGUAGCAAACCAAUCGUCUCAGCUGCUUCAAGCAGUCGACAAGCUCGCCGUCCAGUAUGCGUGUUAUCAAAAAGUCGUGAUCGAUCACGCCGAAUUGCUGCACACGUCGAGACUAGAGAUCGAGCUCGCCUCUGCUUUCCGAUAUUUUCCCAAUCUCAGAACGAUUGGCAUGCGAAGAAGUGAAGACUAUGGGCCGUAUGGCUGGACAAUCCUACGGGAUGCCAUCGGUGACGACCCACGUGUGCUGGGUCCAAUUCCUUCGGGGCCUGUAUACGACUUGUCGGACUCUACCUUCCUGUUCAUGGCCAUCGUAUGUGCGGCAGCCAAGACCGGUCUCCGCUUAGAACGUCUCUAUACCGAUGCCAUUGAAAUUGACAAUAUCCGAGAGGAAUGGCUGCCUACAGCCACCCUUGAAGCUGCGUGCAGCUCGAUUCUGUACAUUGAACUCAACGCCGUAAAAGGCUGGCUGAAUACCCGACCUCACCUGAAGUCGCAACCAUACAACACCUUGCGACGUCCCGAAGACUUCGGCUCCGGUCUCACCAGACUCCUUACAGCCACGACCAACUUGAAGGAGCUCGGUUUACAAAUCUUCCCAGAUCGAAAACAGUCCCACAUGCUCGCCCCCACUGCUCGUAAUCCAGACAGCUGGCGCCUGAGCUACCCAUACGUCGUCCUACAGAAGCUCUCGACAUCCUUGGCUCUACCACACCUCACACGCCUCAAGCUAGAGAAAGUGACCACCACAUCCACCAAUCUGAUCAACUUCCUCAAACCCAGCGCUUCAAAUCUCACAAGCCUCAAAAUUCGAGACGUUCGCCUCCUCUCCUCCACUCCGACUUCCCCCAGCAACCCCUCCGUCUUCGUCACCACCAAUUCCUCCACCUCCAAUGACAGCGAAACCCGCCCCUGGCAAACAUUCUUCAACUUCCUCCUGACCUCCUGUCCAGCCCUCGACUCCAUCUUGCUCAAUCACCUCAUGCACGACCGGGGCACUGUAUCAUUUACAGAAGAAGAAGAAUCCACUCCGCCAUCUGUCUCUGCCGAGAAUGCAGAAUUCCUAAUUGACCACCUUCCACCCAGUCACGGAGGCCAGGGCAGUUUUACGAGGUAUGAACACGUCAAUCUGCAAGUCGAAGGCCGGGAGUCGGUAAGAAGGGAGUUGGAGAGGGUGGUAGGUGGUGGUCAUUGGUAUCAUGGGCCUUUGUUCAGUUACUUGAUGGACGAGGAGGUGUGGCAUACGGAUACUUCUGAUGAAGAGUGGUGA
Sphaerulina musiva SO2202 is the source of this 1593-nucleotide messenger RNA. RefSeq lists its product as uncharacterized. The transcript has a single exon. The record is from RefSeq and is a predicted model, not a curated record. Gene Ontology annotation, molecular function: protein binding. Bases 1 to 1593 code for a protein of 530 amino acids. NCBI's taxonomy places the organism in Eukaryota, Fungi, Ascomycota, Dothideomycetes, Mycosphaerellales, Mycosphaerellaceae.